AUGUUACAGGUUCUCCACAUUCUAAAAGGUAAACUGAUCUUUCUGCCCGCGGGGGUGAAAGGGCCGGGCAGCUCUCAGACGGCAGCGAACUCCAACAGCAGAGCCAUGUUUUAUAGCACUACCAAGAAAAUUGUGAGUGAGAUUGACCCUGAAGGCAGCGCACUGUUUCCUGUGAAAAGCCCGCUUGAUUCUCCAAAAUGCAAACCACUUCACCUAGUCAUCAAAAAGAAGCAAAAAUUUUUUUUCAGCAGAGAAAAUUAUGUUCCCACUUCCUUCACACUGACUGAUAUAUUGAUUGAUGGCCAAGAUUUAGAUUUUGGAUUGAGUAGCUCUAUCAUUGCCUGCUAUUCUCAAGCUUUCAGCGCCUCGGCCAAGGCCCAAGCGGGCGUGGAUUCCGGCUAUGUUGAUGUAGGAGCGCACGUCUCAGGAAGUUCCUCAGACACCAUGUCAAGUGUGGAAAUGCGAAAGCACACAAUCUCUGAUCGCACGCUGCUGGAUGUUGUCAAAGACAGGAAAGUGAACAGAGAACAUCCCUUUGUGAAACAGAUGAAGAAUGAUAUGCUUUAUGUGAUACUGGAAGUGAUAGAGACGGAACACGCAUGUUCUGUAAAAAACUCAGCUAAGGCUGAAACAGGAAUGAAAUUUCUAAUGAAACUUCUGAAGUUUGAAGCUGAAGUCGGCAUGAGUCAAGAAAGGAAGUUAACUUUUCCAGCUGGAACAUCUAUUGCGUACAAGGUCUCUGAACUGAUCAUUGGUCUAAAUGAUACUCUGGAUUUAAAUUGGGAAAUAAGCUACCAGCGUUCUGGAGCGUCAAGUUAUGACAAAAAAGAACCACUAGCUACUAUACUUGCUGAGCUGACGAAAAUGUGUGUGGACAAGAAGCCACUGUUCCUCAACGUGAUCCUUGAAAUUCUUGGCCAUGGUGAUAGCCUUACGGUUCUUGAUGAAAUGCUGGACCAGAUUUUGGAUGAUCUGCAGCCUGACCUCCAAGUGUUGGAUCAGAUGGAGGAAGAUAACAGAGCAUGUGUGGAGAAGAUGUUGGAUCUGUUGGCAAUUAAGAGGGAAGAUCCACCAGGAGAACCCCUCGCUCUCACCCCAGAGUCCAGAGCCAUCAUCCAGGCGACAAGCAUUCUCAUCCAGUCACUCAGCGAGAUGGAUCCUGAAACUUUAAUCCUGUUGGCAAGCAGUGUUAAGGCAGAGAUUAUAUCCAAACAGCUAAAGCUGGCGAUUAUAAUUGAUGACACAUGGUCUAGUGCAUCUCGAUAUGUUAACCUGGCGGUUAAGGAAGACUCCGAGGCAGUUAAGGAAGACUCCGAGGCGGUUAAGGAAGACUCCGAGGAGGUUCUGAUCACUCAGCUCACUGACGAGGAGUUUGAAAUAACUCAGCAUCUGCUGGAAGAGUUUGGAUUUCAACUGGACAGAGGAAGUGCUUCGGCUUUACCCAUUGAGAACCGUAAACGAGGAGCCAUACUUCCUCUCUAUGCUGCUCUGUAUGCUCUCAAUGCGUUAUGUAACUGAGCUGUUGUGUUGGGCUUCAUCAGUGUUUCCACUCUGAAGGAAAUUACCUGAAAUUUGGGAAAUUCUGGUUGUCUUCGGGUAAUUUUAGGGAAAUUAAAUAAUUUCGGGAACUUUCCUGGCCCGGGAAGCCUUCCCCAACUAGGGCUGGGAAAUAGCAUGUAAUUUGGUAAUUUGGUAUUCUAUUUCAAGAAUUUAUUUUCUUUUUGAAGUGUGGAAGCACUGUGCUUCACGACCAUUGUUCAUGGUUCUUCUCUUGACAUUAGUUCACAAGGCGUUGGAGCAGAAUUAGGCCAUUCAGCCCAUUGAGUCUACUCUGCCAUUCAAUCAUGGCUGAUCUAUCUUUCCCUCUCAACUCCUUUCUCCUGCCUUCUCCCCACCACCUUAGCCCUUGCUAAUCAAGAAUCUGUCAAGCUCCACUUUAAAAAUACCCAAAGACUUGGCCUCCACAGCCAUCUGUGGCAAUGAAUUCCAUAAAUUCAUCACUCUUUGGCUAAAGACUUCCUCCUCAUUUCCAUUCUAAAGGCAGGUCUCUCUCGGCCCACGGGGUGGCUGUCUGUGCACCCCCAGUCUCCCCAUGUUAGAAGAUGUCACAUACAGGCAUGUAUCUGAAGAAUAAAUAACUACAGUACUGAUACUCCAUAUUAAGAGCAUUGAUUUGCCAUUAAAAUAAAUUCUGUAAUAACGCUUCAACGGUGGCAGUGACAAUUGAACACCGCGGUUUUAAUGUUUCGUGUGUUCACAAUUUAAUUAAUCCAUCUUUAUAGAUUAAAGCAAAUAAUAACAUUGGGAAUUAAAA
This is a messenger RNA of Leucoraja erinaceus (little skate), 2314 nucleotides long. RefSeq lists its product as uncharacterized. Gene Ontology annotation, biological process: programmed cell death. Gene Ontology annotation, cellular component: cytoplasm. The transcript has 10 exons. The record is from RefSeq and is a predicted model, not a curated record. Lineage: Eukaryota; Metazoa; Chordata; Chondrichthyes; Rajiformes; Rajidae. Bases 1 to 1518 code for a protein of 505 amino acids.